AUGAAAUUCAAAGCAUUUCUCACUGAAAAUGGCAUAAAUCUCCUGGAGAAGAGAAUCCUCCCAGCAUUAGACAAAAUGGGCAAAGUUUCCCAUCUCUAUUUGACCCGUGACCACGCCAUUUUCCUCCACAAUCUCCUCACUGGCCAUGGAAUUCAAUCCGUAGCCCAGUUCAAGAAAGAAGCCCUUUUCGAAGAUUACCGGAUUUCUAGCCAAAACGAUGAUAAAAUUGCCUUUUCCAUAGACCUUUCACUCCUCCACCGGGCACUACGCAGCAUUCUCACCAUUUAUGCAGAAUCCGGAGAGGCUCAUAAUCCGCCGGAGUUUAAUUUUGGUCGUUUACAGAUAAAGUUAGUUAAGAAAUUGCCCCCGCAUUCGAACCAGCCCACGCCGUUUUUGACGUUUGAAACUAAAGGUAGUAAAUCUGCUGUCAUACAGGAUGUGCCCAUAUCGAAACCCUUAUCGAGGGCUGAUGUUCAGGAGCUCCAAAUGGCGCUGGACGGUGCUCAAGAAAUGCCCAAGACAUUAGUUAAAGUUCCAGAACUGAAUUCGUUGCAAAACUUUGUUGAUAGGAUGAAGCAUGUAGGAGAUGUGAUGGGGGUUUCGAUAAGUAAGUACGGUGAUUUGCACUUGCAGAUGUCGACUACUUUGAUCAGGCUUGGGGCCGAGUUCAGGAAGCUAAUGGUGAUUGGUGAGCGUGCGAAUGAGAGGCCUGAGGAUGGGAAUUUGAGUGCUCAGAGUAGGACUGAGAGGGCUGUGCAGAGAGGGGAUGCAAUGACAGUGCAAGUGAGUGUCAAGCACUUUUUUAAGAGUUUACAAUGUAGUUUGGCAAGGCCAGAUUGUGCUUUCUAUGGAAUUGCACCACAGGGUUCUUGCUUGACUGUGAUUUUUCAGUUCUUUAUUCCUGGUACUAGGCAAACUGAUAAAUCGAUCAGUCUGCAUUGCCGGCUUCCUGUGCUUGACCCCGGGUCCAACUGA
Fraxinus pennsylvanica is the source of this 975-nucleotide messenger RNA. Lineage: Eukaryota; Viridiplantae; Streptophyta; Magnoliopsida; Lamiales; Oleaceae. The record is from the annotation of a GenBank genome assembly.